GAGAUAACAACGCCCUUGCCUUUAGAAUAAGAUACAUAGUUAACAACAGUAUUUCCAUACGUUCAACGAGAUAUAAGAUGGCUAACACAUUCCACUCGCGAGAAUUACCUACAGUGUCAGAGAAUUCGCAGCAUUAAAGCAGAGACUUGGCAACCAUAGACGAAAAUGGAAACAACUACACCAUCGCCAACUAUGGCAUCGAACAUCAGUACUUUGACUCUCUUGAAUGCGCUAAUCGAAUUGUACAGACCGGAUAUCGUCGACUCCGAGCACAGGGUGAAAUCGAUACCUGUGUCCGAAUUACAGUCUCAUUACGAUUAUAUAGUAAUCGGCGGUGGGUCAGCUGGCUCGGUUGUUGCUAAUCGUUUAUCGGAAAAUUCUAACUGGACGGUGCUUCUGCUGGAAGCUGGACACGAUGAGAUACCGCUAACCGAUGUGCCUGCGUUGUGGACGACAUUUCUAGGUAGUGAUGACCUAACCUGGAAAUAUAAAUCCGAGCCGUCCGACAAAUAUUGUCUAGCUAUGAACAACCAUCAGUGCGUAUUUCCACGUGGCAAGGUCCUCGGGGGAAGCAGCGUGUCGAACGCGAUGCUUUACGCUCGCGGAAAUAAGAGGGACUACGACAACUGGGCGAGGUUGGGUAAUCGGGGGUGGGAUUACGAGAGUGUGUUACCCUACUUCAAAAAGUCGGAGGACAUGAGGAUCAAAGAGUACGAGGAUUCAUCGUAUCAUGCCACUGGUGGAGACCUAACCGUCGAAUACUUCAGAUACCGUGCUCCUAUAUCAGACUAUAUGCUAACAGCGGGACCAGAAAUGGGCUACAAUCGGACGGAUUAUAAUGGUGCCGAACAAACUGGAAGCUCCUAUUCGCAAGGCACACUUAGAGACGGAUUGCGUUGCAGCACAGCGAAGGGGUUUCUUCGAUCGGUCUCGAAAAGGCCGAAUCUACACGUCAGCAUGAAUUCGACCGUCGAGAAGAUUCUCAUACGCAAAUUGGGAUUCUUAAAGAAAGCGCACGCGGUUCAAUUCCGAGUAGGAGACACCGUUCACACUGUAUCGGCGAAUCACGAGAUCAUUUUGUCUGCCGGUGCAAUUGGAUCGCCACAGUUAUUAAUGCUGUCUGGUAUUGGUCCCAGGAAGCAUCUAAGAGAAUUAAAAAUCCCCGUGGUACACGAUUCACCGGGCGUGGGCAGAAAUUUUCAGGAUCACGUGUCGAUCGGCGGUUUGUUCUACUUGGUAGAUCCUCCAAAGAAUUACACGAGCGAUUUGCCUUUUUCUAAUUUUCAAAAACCUUUUUCUACGGAGAUGGUCGACGACUUUGUUUACCGCGACAAUGGUCCCUUGUAUACAAAUAUGUAUGAAAAUAUGAUGUUCGUUAAUACCAAAUACGCAAAUGAAUCGGCGAAUUGGCCAGACAUACAAUUUAUGCUGACGACAACGCCUGCCAAUUCGUUCAAAGGUCCAGCUCUGUCCGAUGGUCUCAAUCUCAGAGACGAGUUUUACGAUGAACUUACCAAGAAUGUUCAGAACGAAACGUCAUACUCGGUUAUGGUGGUCCUGUUAAGGCCAAAGAGCAGAGGAUACAUUAGGUUGCGUUCGAAGGAUCAACGCGCGCAUCCGAUCAUCGAUCCCAACUACUUCACUGACGAGCACGAUCUCGAUGUCAUUGCCCAAGGAGCACAGAUCGCUUAUCAGUUUAGCCAGACCCCAACAAUGAAGAAACUGAACGCCCGGCCGAAUCCAAACCAGGUCCCAGAAUGCGCUUCACACGAAUUCCUGUCGGACGAUUAUUAUAAAUGUCUGGCCCGACAGUUCCCUUUGACAAACUCCCACUUGUGCGGAACUUGCAAAAUGGGACCAGGGACCGACCCAAUGGCUGUCGUGGACGACAAACUGAGGGUGCGAGGGGUUAAAGGGUUACGAGUCAUCGACGCGUCGAUCAUGCCGCAUAUCACUUCCGGAAACACGAACGCGCCGACUGUCAUGAUAGCUGAGAAGGGUGCGGAUCUGAUUAAAAAAGGCCGAGAAGGAAGAUACAAAUUCCAGUGUCCGAUUCGUUAGUGAGCAAUAUGGAAUCAGAAGAUUGUAUUGUAAAAGGUAUGGGUAACUACUAUUGUUUAAGGGAACUUAAUGUAAACGUGCACCUUAGCUUUAAAGCGCACCUGAUUAUAUACUAUUGGUCUAUGUAAAAAAACACAAUGUCAAUAGCAUAUUUGUAUUACACUUACGAGAUCAUGCGAUCGAUCUAUGCGAGUGAUCAUAAGACAUUUUAAUUGGCACGAUUUUGAUGUAACAGUUACUUAACCCUUUUUCUUACUAACUUAACCCUUAACACUUCCGGAAACACGAACGCGCCGACUGUCAUGAUAGCUGAGAAGGCUUCGGAUCUGAUUAACCCCUUAACUUGCACGCUCGAGUUAAUUCGAGCGCGCUAAACGGGCCAAACUGUGAAAAUAACAAUGUGAAAGCAAAAAAGAAUCGUUUUAUUGAUAUUUAUCAUUUACAUGGGAUUAUAAGCUAUAACGCUUAUUUAUUCAGGAAUAAAAUAUAACCUUUUUCCAUGGAACAAAAGCGCAGUAUAUCAAAAUUUAUUUUUUUGGCCGGUUUUUUUAAAAAAAAACUGUGCGUUAAGGGGUUAAACGAGGCCGUAGAAGGAAACUGUAGAUUCUAGUGUCCGAUUUAUUUUUAAGCAAAAUGGAGCAAGGCGAUUGUACUGUAAAAGGUAUGGGUAACUACUAUCGUUUAAGGGAACUUAAUGUAUACAUGAACCUUAUCCUUUCAGCCUUUGCACUCGAGAAUAUUUUUCUCAAUAAAUAUUCAUUACUUUCUGAUGAGAAGUCAGUGAUAUUUUUUACAAUUAACAUAAGGAUCUACCUUGCAUAAAUUAAGUGACAACUAUUUUAUUUCGAUGUUCCAU
Nomia melanderi (Alkali bee) is the source of this 2917-nucleotide messenger RNA. RefSeq names its product glucose dehydrogenase [FAD, quinone]-like. Gene Ontology annotation, molecular function: oxidoreductase activity, acting on CH-OH group of donors; flavin adenine dinucleotide binding. NCBI's taxonomy places the organism in Eukaryota, Metazoa, Arthropoda, Insecta, Hymenoptera, Halictidae. The record is from RefSeq and is a predicted model, not a curated record.